AUGGAUCCUUCGCCGAAGAAGCUCAAGAUGAAAGAAGAAUCAUCAACGCCGGAAUUGAUAUCAGGACCAAAUCUGGCAGAACGCCUUCCCAAUGAGGUCAUGUAUGAAAUCUUUCGUCGUGUGCCUCUACCUGCUCUCACAAAGCUAGAGCUUGUCUGUAAACACUGGAAAUCAAUCAUCCGCUACCAUCAAUCGCUUUGGAAGGAAAGCUUCUUGCAAGAGGAUGUAGCUUUCGAGCAGAAAGACUUCUGUGCUCUGCACUCAUUUCAGAUUGUUCCCAAGCUGAUCGAACGCAAUGGCGGAAAGCUUUCAAGUGUUUUCUUGCCAAUUUCGUUGAAGCAUGUCAACAAUGAAGACAUCGAAGCCAUCCUCAACGCUCUUCCCGCCUCCGAGGUACAGCAUUUAUGGAUCGUGAUGGGAGCGGAGUUGCAUUGUUGUCACACCCAUCAAUGCAGAAGGAGGAGUUGGAUUGCCACACCAUACAAGAGAAUGGUCAAGAUGGUCAUCAAGGCUGUGACGCAGUGUUCUAAGCUCAAAACCCUGCGAUUGGUAUCAACAAAAGACGUUUCGAUCGUAACGCACAAGCCGAAAAAGUCACCCGAAUGGCCAUUGGCGAACUGCAAGCUAGAUCGAUUGUCUCUCAUCGGGAUCACGAUCGGGUCUUUGUUUGUUGAUGAAACAAUGUUUGCGACCCUUUCAGCGCUUCGAACGCUGGAGAUUGCCAAUGAAGCCGAAACAAAGAAUGAAGAGGAAAUGGCUGAAGCAACAAGAGUUCUACGUGCCUUGGAAGUGUCAAAGGAUACGCUGGAUGAAUGCAGACUUUUGUGUUCAUUUUACCACCUAGACAAAGCAGCGAAGGAGCAUGAAUUAUUGCGACAACCAAAAGGUGCACUGUGGUUUUCAAACCUAAAGAAGCUGACGUUGAACUUCGAAAGGGGCUUUUCGGAUAUCUGCUGGCUCGACUAUUCGAAUGUUCGACACCUCAAUUUACAAGGCUUGCGCGAUCCGACGGCUAUCUUGAAAGUACCAAAAGCGGAGAUGCUCACAACACUGCAAGUAGAGGUACCGCUCCAGGUCUCUGAGCUUGCCAAAUGCCUCGAACAAUACAAGUUAUUGCAGCAUCUGUCCAUUCGUUUUUCCGUUGCGUCAAAAGGUCCCGUCUUCUUUUGCGAGAUCAAGCAUACAUUGAUGAAUCUGCCUCUGGAAGAGCUUACGGUGCAUGGUAAGUUGGAGCAUCAAGGCGAUGAGAUUGUGGACCUAGUGCGAGCACGAAAGAGCAAUUUAUCCUCGACCAAAAUCAAAACGGUAACGGUUGCUCGAUGCAAGAAUGUUAAUUUCACAAACAAACGUUGGUUGGAGGAAAAUGUUGAGAAUUUGCAGAUCUGGGAUUGGAAGAUUUCAAAUGGAGUUAAUCGCAUCAAUUACGAAUAUGAAGGCUUGCACUUCUUUGAAGUUGAGUCUUCACGUUUGCGUGCGAUGGUGGAUCCCAGCUCAAAGAGGUACUCUUAA
Meira miltonrushii is the source of this 1509-nucleotide messenger RNA. RefSeq lists its product as uncharacterized. Gene Ontology annotation, molecular function: protein binding. The coding region runs from base 1 to 1509 and encodes 502 amino acids. NCBI's taxonomy places the organism in Eukaryota, Fungi, Basidiomycota, Exobasidiomycetes, Exobasidiales, Brachybasidiaceae. The record is from RefSeq and is a predicted model, not a curated record. The transcript has a single exon.